Molecule: messenger RNA, 1200 nt
Organism: Microthlaspi erraticum
Lineage: Eukaryota; Viridiplantae; Streptophyta; Magnoliopsida; Brassicales; Brassicaceae
Source: the annotation of a GenBank genome assembly
AUGGCGGGUAUAGAUAUCGAAAUUCAAGAGCAAGAGGUGCCUUGUACCGUUGUUGAUGCAACGGAGCUAGAGAAGGUCCAAACCCCUAGUGAAAUGCCCAAGCCCAUUCUCAAGGAGUCUGGUGGUAGUGGAGAUGUGGCUGGUCAGGCUAAUGGUCAUGGCCAAAAGGGUGAUGCUGGAGCUGUGAAUCACUCUGAGAGGAGGACUCGUACCAGGGUGCAAUUUGCGACUCCUCCUGCUGUGACUAAGACUGAGACUGAGACUGGAGAUGGAAAUCCCAAAAAGCGGAACACUUGGUUGCUGGACAAUUCCCAGGGACGGGAAGUUGAUGUGGCAGGGACACCAGAGGAACAGCAGAUGUUUCUGAGAGAAUUGGAGACCUUUCACAGAGAGAACUUCCUGGAGUAUAAGCCUCUUAAGUUUUAUGGGCAGCCUUUGAACUCUCUCAAGCUAUGGAGAUCAGUGGUUAACUUAGGUGGCUAUGACGUGGUCACCACAACCAAGCUAUGGCGGCAAGUUGGAGAAUCCUUCCAUCCUCCAAAGACAUGCACAACAGUCUCCUACACCUUCCGCAAUUUCUAUGAGAAGGCACUUUUGGAGUUCGAGAAGUACCUAAGGAGAAAUGGUGACAUUGACCUUCCCGGUUCAACAGACAUGUCUUCCAGCGUCGACAAAGAGGUCGUUGCCAAUCAAGGCUCAGGUUCAGGCAGGGCACGGAGAGAUUCUGCAGCUCGUGCUAUGCAAGGUUGGAGCGCUCAGCGCCAGGCUGGAUCUGGAGAGGAUAAGAGCUUAACCUUUACCCCAAAGCAAAAGAAACUCAAAAACAUUGGUGAUCAGAAACCGAACACACAAGCUGUCGUGGACCCUGCUGCUUCAAAUGAAAAAGAACAGUCCGCUGUUGCUGAUGUCGUUGAUGAUGGACCCCUUGCUGACUGGGUCAAGAUAACUGUCAAAGAAACUAAGGAAGCCUUUGAGGUAUUUGCCUUGAUUCCUGGACUUCUUCGCGACGAGGUUCGCAUUCAAUCAGAUCCGGCAGGAAAGCUGAUCAUAACAGGGCAGCCUGAGCAGCUUGACAAUCCUUGGGGCAUUACACCAUUCAAGAAGAUUGUUAGCUUAGCAGGAAGGAUCAAUCCGCUUCAGACGAAUGCGAUCAUGAGCAUGCACGGUCGCCUGUUCAUACGAGUUCCGUAUGAGAAGUGA